Molecule: messenger RNA, 2911 nt
Organism: Misgurnus anguillicaudatus (oriental weatherfish)
Lineage: Eukaryota; Metazoa; Chordata; Actinopteri; Cypriniformes; Cobitidae
Source: RefSeq, a predicted model, not a curated record
ACGUCAAGUGUGUGCUGCAGUUGAUCGUUGCUUUUUAUUUUUUAAAUUUGCGGACGGUUAAUGGGUGUGAGAGAGGACAUUUCUCGUAAAACGGUAAAAUGAUGUAACUUAAGCGUGUUUUAAUAUAACAACAUGUGCUUAACGGUGUUAUUACGUUCAAGAAAAUGACUGUCUAGUCAGUGUUUUACACUAACGUUUAAUGAAAGACAUUUUAUGUGGUGUUGUCGUCAGUUUCAAAAUGCUUGGUGCACGUCCGCGUGCAGUGACGCAGGGAAAAUACACAUUUUUUCGUAGGUGAUGAUGGCCUAAACAAGACGUUUGGCGUCUUAACACUGGCCAUUUUCGCCUCGCUACGUUCGCAGCCUUCAUGUUUAAUCCCGCCAACUUUACUCGCGUUUAUUGAUACCCGGUAAUGUAGAUUUCUUACGUAACGCUUCAACAUCGUUUAUUUCCGCCAUCAAUAUUGCAGAAAUGCAGACUGCUUUGUUUCUGCUGUGCAAGACCCAGGUUGGGAAAUCAAAUGUCUAAAUUUAUUAACAUCAUCUGGUGGAACGAACCAGCCUCAAACAAGCAAGUUUGUGUGCGCAUUCUCUGGGGGAUGGCCGUAUGAGUCGCACUUUGAUUGAUGUCUUUUUGGACCAGUAGUUUUUGAGAAAAGUGAGGAAAAGUACCUCCUCCGCCUGUGUACGGAAGCUGAUUAAUCACAUGCUAACAGGUGUUUCGUAAAGAACGCAAACUUGAUUUCAGUAGCGAAAAUGGACAUUAAAGAUAAGUUAAAUAUAAUCAUUGCAUACAGGAUGGUGCUGAGAGACGUGCUGUCCGAGUGGCUCGGUCAUAGGACGCAACCGACUUUAAACUUACAACAAAAGGUGCAGUUUUAGGAUGUUACCAUGUUGCUGAAGGUGAAAUACCACAGUAUCAAGAAGUACAUCAAAUUGCAAUCAGGCUCCACCUAUUCAGAAUUCAUCAGGGAAGUCAAAACCAAGUUUGGGCUUCCUGACGCAGCUCAACUUAACAUUUUUGAUGAAACUGACACAGCAGUAGAGGAAGACAUUUUUCUAGAGCUGUUGGAGGCCAAUCCGGACAUAUGCCUGACAGUACGUGACAGCAUUUCAGAUGAAGAUCAUUCUACACCAUCUUCCCUCACGGAUACCAUAUCACUUUCUUCAAGUGACCGUGACCUUACAGAACUGGGUAUUCCCACAGACAGCAAUAGAUCCAGCAAAGAAGACACUACCAGUUCUGCAACAAAGGCUUCCGUGUCAGAGGCAGCAAAGGAGAUGGUAGAAAAUGCCUUGCUUAAAAAGCCUGGAGGAGAGGAUAUUCUUGAAGAGUACAAGUCAGAAAAUUCACUAAUGCACCGCACUCGGAGACAGCUUGUCAACAUAUUGGCGAGUGAUAUUACUGAGAGACAUGGUAGGAUUCCUUCCCGUCAGCAGAAGGAGAAGUAUGCCCUGGGAAUUAUUACUCUGUUUCCCUCACUGAAGGAUCCUUUUUCUCCAAAGGGCUAUGAGCAUUUCUAUGAUGGGGAAAAGGGCACUGGAUAUUUAGCGUGGCGCCUCAAAACCAUUUCCAGGACUUCAGGAAAACGGCCAGUCAAGGAAGCCUCAGUGCAUCAAGCACAAGGACCAAAGCGCCAAAGAUCAGCAACCACACUGCCUCAGCAGCUUGAUGGAGAUGCCUGCAGGGAGGCCAUUUCAUUUCUUGUUCACUCGUCUGAUGAAGCAAGUGUAUUUCAGAAGAUGAAGAUGACGUUUCAGCACCGUCAGGACCUAGUGCAUGACCCACAAAGAAGCACAGAUGUCUUCAAAACAUUUCCACGCUUUUUAGAUGUCAAAGGACUGUUGAAUCAAGACUUCCUGCUGCUGUUUGGUGCUGAAACAGCCUCCAAGAUGCUUGAGAAGUGGGACACCUCAUUUAAGCCCAAGGUCAUCAAAGAGGCCAAAAACCUGACUCAGACAUCUGAGCUGUGCCGACUUCUAAAAGCUGCUGAGAAACUCGCAGAGAACAAUGAAACGGACUGGGACAGUGACAUCGCUUCUAUGCUGCUGCUUCUCUAUCUCUUGCCACCCACAGCUGGACGAAAGAGGACCAAAAUAAGUCCAAGUGAUGCAGUGGACAAAAUGGUGCACUUUCAUAAGUCAUGCUGCAGCAUCAAUGAAUAUGUGCAGGAAAGAGAGGGUAAACAACCAUACAUCCUUGCAGUUGGCCGAACCCAAAAGACAAUUGAUACCUUCUACAUCGCCAUUGACAAACAGCUCAUCCUCUGCCAAGCCACCAGCUCAUUGGGUGCUUUUGAUGAACUGUUUAAAUCCCACUAUGUGUUCAACUUGUCUUAUGAUGAGUCCCUGGUCCAUUUCUACACUUUUUUGCAGACAACUGUCUACAACAUUGAUGUUACCACAACAGAUGAGUCUCCAAGAGUUCGUGAGUUGCGGGCAAAACUUUUGAAUGACAUAUGAAUAUGUUCAAAUGUUUCAUUUGUCAAGCAGUGCAUGCUACUGUACCAGGGCCUAAUAACUCGUUUGCGGAUCGGCCACAGUUUCUAUCCAGGCACCAAGUUUAAAUUAGUUUGUGCACAAGACCAUUGUAGGCGUCAGUUUUUAAAAUUUUUAGGUUAAAAAAAAAACAUUUUGUUAGUGUGCAUGAUAAGGGUUAUUGCCAACAGUGUGAUUUACUUCAUAGUAAACAAGCUUUUGGUCGACCGUUUUUGAUUCAGCACUUUUAUGCCUACGUGUUUGAAAAAGAUGUGAUAAAAGCAGACUGUCUUUAAAUUUACAAGCCUUUUGACUAACAAAGUGCUUGUGGAGAUGAUAGCCUUUCUAUUGUACCAUCUCUGUAAAUGUGCAUAGAAUUCAAGUUGUAUGGUGCUUAGAUAUUUUUGUCUUUAUUAAAAAAAAGUAGAAUUCUU